GUCUCCACUCCGCCCUCGGCCCCGCCUCCCAGUCUCCAGCGCGCCGAAUCCGCCGCGGCCAGUCCGCCUGCCGAGGCCCCGCCUGAGGGAGGCGUGAGUGACAGACGGAGCGCCUCCCCGCCUGCCAAGAUGGCGGCCCCGAGCAAGCAAUAUGGUCUUAUUUUCCCCAAGAAAGCGCAACAGAAAACCUUCAUCAAACAUUCAGUCUUCAUGGAUGACUCCGAUGAAGAGACAUCAGUGGGGGAGAGUCUUCAAAGAGAAGCCUUGAAAAAGCAAGCGAUGAAACAAACCAAGCUUGAGAUCCAGAGGGCACUGGCAGAAGACUCCACGGUGUAUGAAUAUGACAAUAUUUAUGAGGACAUCCAGCAGAAGAAAGCAGAAAGUCACCCUGGCUCACUUCUUGGAAAAGAGGAAAAAAAGCCCAAGUACAUCCAAAGUAUCCUCAAGGCAGCUGAGCUAAGGAAGAAGGAGCAGGAAAAAAGAAUGGAGAAGAAAAUACAGAAGGAGCGUGAAAUGGAAGGGGGUGCAUUUGAUGACAAAGAAUCUUUCGUUACGUCAGCCUACAAGAAAAAGUUGCAGGAAAGAGCUGAAGAGGAAGAAAGAGAGAAAAGGGAGGCAGCUCUCGAGGCAUGCCUGGAUGUGACCAAGCAGAAGGACCUCAGUGGGUUUUACAGGCACCUGCUGAACCAAUCAGUAGGAGAAGAGGAGGUGCCCCAGUGCAGCCUUCGGGAGGCCAGGAUAAAGGAAGAAAAACCCAGCGACUCCAGACAGACCAGCAGAAGUCCAGAAGUGAAAAGAGGGUCUCACAUCCCACUAAGGGGAGACAGUAGCCUAGAUGCAGACAGUGAGGUGGAAACAGCUAGCUCUGAUGGGGAGCACAGUGCAAAAGCUCACACAGACAGCAGAAAGGAGGCCCAGCAAAGUGAAAGUGAUCCCAGCAAGGAAGGCUCCAGGCCUUACAAGAGCCAAAGAGACUCGCGGUCAUGCAGUGAGGAGAGAGCUGGCCACUCAAAGGUGCCUGCUACUCACUCAGAGAGAGAGGAGGGAGGAGGAAGCAGGAAAGAAAGAAGAGGGCAACCCAGGGAAAGGGAUCUAGAGAGAAGACAGAGAGAUAAUGACAAGGAAGAGCACCUGAGGUCUGAGGAGCAUUACAGGAGGCAAGAAGAACGGGAGAGCAAACAGAGGAAGAAAGACAAGAAGGAGAAAGGGGAAUAUGACAGAGAAUCGAGGAAAGAGAAGCAUUUGCAUUGGCAAGAACAAGGGAAGGAAGGGUUGAUAAGCAAUAAAGACCAUGGCAAAGAUUGGGAAAGGGAAGACAGAGACAAAGGUGCCAAAAUUAGAGGGCCAAGAGAUGAGAAAGAGGAGAAGCACCUGAGGGAGAGAAAGAACAGUAGCCCCCAGUCCUUGGUAGAAGCUGACCACCAGGCUCUGGAAAAAGAAAGGGGAGGAAAGCAGCCGUCAGACUCGGAGAGAGUGUCAGAGCAGAAACAUAAGAGUGCAGCGGAGGAAACUGAGCAGGCAGAGAAACCUGUGGCCAGCCAGAACAAAUUUGCAAAGCGUAGCAAUGAGGAGACUGUCAUGUCCGCAAGGGACCGCUACUUGGCUAGGCAAAUGGCGCGUGUUGGUCCCAAAGCAUAUAUCGAAAAAGAAGAGGAUUAGUUUGUGUUUUGGAGAGAGAUUCCCAGGAGGUGGUGUGUGCUACUUUAUUGGGGAUAUUGAGGCCACUGGGUGUUGCACACAGAAGGGAGCUGAGUCCCUGGCCAUGUCUUCCUAGAAUUUCCCUGUAGAAACUGACCAAGAGCUUUCUCCCCUGGCACAUGGGGCAGACAGCUUCAUCAAGGUCUGCUCAUCCUGCCUUCCCCAUCUCCAUCCUUGUGUCUCCUGAAUGCAUUGGGCCUCUUUAUACAGGGAGCAGCCUGACCCUAGCCUAUGUGUACUUCACAGUCUUCUGGUGAGAAAUGCAAAUGCAGCCAUUGGCAACAGAAAUCUUAACUGGAUACUUUCUGAAUGCAGCUCCACCCAUGCAUACCGAGUUUGUUCCACGAUAGAUAUAAAACGCUCAAUGGUUUUAUUUUGAGGGGGUGGAAGCUCCUGCUGUACAGAAAGACUGAAAUAAAAAGAAAGCGAGGUGUCUUAGAUCUACUUUUGUGGAUUCACUUCUGCCCAUCAAGCGUCACAGAUUACCACCAUUGUGUAGAAAAGUGCAAGUGCUUCCAGCUGCAGGUUUCGAAGGAGAAGUUUCUCAUGCACAUCCUGUUGCACAGAAAAUGUUUGGAUCAAGCCCUAGGGAUUAGAGAUGCCAAGGAUUGAUACAGCUACCAUUAAAAAUGCUCCAUCUUCUAACUAGGCAAGUAAGAAAGCUUACAUAGUUUCACAAUACCUUUUGAAGUACAAUUCCUUCUCUUUUCCAGCAUGUUUGUUAGCAGCAAAAUUCAAAUGUUGAACACAAAUAUAUUUAGACUCCCAUUUUCCCCUUACUGUCCUGUGUUUGGAUUAAGAAAAUUGAUGUGUGGGGUUUAUAGGCUCAUGGGGGAGGCCUACAUUGUGUUUGCUGGUUGUUUUUUUUUUCAGGACUAUAAACUUACGUUUCAAUGUGGCACUA
This is a messenger RNA of Heteronotia binoei (common prickly gecko), 2602 nucleotides long. It is a transcript of the gene NSRP1, whose product is annotated as nuclear speckle splicing regulatory protein 1. Bases 130 to 1659 code for a protein of 509 amino acids. NCBI's taxonomy places the organism in Eukaryota, Metazoa, Chordata, Lepidosauria, Squamata, Gekkonidae. The record is from RefSeq and is a predicted model, not a curated record. Gene Ontology annotation, biological process: regulation of alternative mRNA splicing, via spliceosome. The transcript has 7 exons.